AUGGCGCUAAGGGUUGAUAUCAUCCAAAGCGAAGGCCAAAGCCUAGCUCUGAUGAAACAUUUGAUAUCCACGUCGUUUUCCUGCAUUGGGUACUUGAGGGAUUUGUUUGAAGAGAAAAAUUUUACCGAUCACUUUUUGUGCGACCUGGCGCUGAAAAGACUUGCCCGUGGAAUGUCGCCAGAAGCAGAUACUUUUCUCGAUUGGAUUGAGCUUGGCAUUUAUGACGCCUUGGAUAAAAAAUACCUGCGUACAAUAUACCUUGGCAUUUUCAUCGAUCCGGAUGACCCGAAAAAUGUUCUUGAAUGGUAUACUUUCAAGGUCGCCUAUGCACCAUUCAACAGUGACCAUGUUGGUGCCGACAUAUCAUCUCUAUCGAUCGAACAAAAUGACAAGGAAAUUUUGCACUUUAGCCAGAAGGAGAUCGACUUUAAGCGCUCUGCCGUGCAGAUUUUAAGGACCAUGUGCAUAUUGACCCAAACGCUAAAGUCCUUGCCCGCAAUCAAAUAUUUAACCAUCCGAAUAUAUUACUACGAGGAUCGGACGCCAUCCUCAUACCAACCGCCGUUGUUUCUUGAUUGCCCAGAUGAGAUUUUUGUCAAUUCCCGUGGCGCAGAUUCUCUGAGAUUUGAUCUUGGGCAAGCAGCGACCCCAUUCCAUACGUAUGUGUUGCCGAUGUAUUAG
This is a messenger RNA of Mitosporidium daphniae, 681 nucleotides long. RefSeq lists its product as uncharacterized. Lineage: Eukaryota; Fungi; Microsporidia. The record is from RefSeq and is a predicted model, not a curated record. The transcript has 3 exons. The coding region runs from base 1 to 681 and encodes 226 amino acids.